This is a messenger RNA of Caretta caretta (loggerhead turtle), 1674 nucleotides long. RefSeq names its product transmembrane protein 213 (gene TMEM213). NCBI's taxonomy places the organism in Eukaryota, Metazoa, Chordata, Testudines, Cheloniidae. The record is from RefSeq and is a predicted model, not a curated record.
CAUUGACUGCAUAUUGAUUAGCACAGCUGCUCGGCCAGGGUUCCAGCAUGAAGCUCUUUACCAUCGUGCCCUGUACUACCAUCACCCUCGUCUUCCUCUCCAUCAUUCUUCGGAGUUCUUACUUAGCAGAGGCCGAAAUAAGCUCCAGUGUCUCCUUGACAGACCACGGGGGCAAUGGGAGCCAGUGGCCAUGCCCUGAUGUGCAAUUCUGCCCGGAUGUAGCCAACUGCUGCCAGCUCGGGGUAGACGAGUACGGCUGGAUUGCAGCUGCUGUUGGCUGGAGCCUCUGGUUUCUGACUCUCAUCCUGCUCUGCGUGGAUAAGAUCAUGAAACUCAGCCCCGAUGAACCCAAGUAUUUGCAAGCAUGAGACGUGGCAAGCCAGCAAGAACCAGCAUCCGCCACGGUCAUCCAGGGAAGAGCAGAUGGGUUAAGAAGCAAUUGAACUGCUUUGCUGAAGAAAGAAAAGGACAGUCAGGCCUCUUAUACUAAAAAUGGGUCCAGAUCCAAGUGAGGCAUGGUAGUGCCUUCCCCAGGAGGUUUUAUAGCUGAUCCGCUUGAGCCAACCAAGUCCUGGAGUGGAUUCCAAUCCCUUGUAGUAAUUUACAAUUAGUCCUAUGAUGCAGAAUGCCCCCUCUUUCCUGGAUACCUGUACUCUGCUAUGAGCUUGCCACCUGCAAUUCACCUAUCACUAGCUCACAUAACACUUACAGAGGACAGUUCAGUACACAGCUUUUGACCGUCGAGCAGACAACAGGUUAGUGAAGCUAAUUUUAUUUAUAAAAGACCCACCAUUAGCAGCUCCAUACUUAAGAGUGUGUAACCUGGGUCAAAUCCUCAGCUGGUAUGAAUUGAUGUAACUCCACGGCUUUUAUGGAGUUGUCUUCACACAGAAGUUGCACUGGUUAAAUUAAAAGUGCAUUAAAACUGAUUUACUUAAACUAGUGCAGACUUCUGUGUGGACACUCAAGGCUUGUCUACACAAUAAAAUUGUGCUGGCUUAAUUUAGAACUGAUUUAGUUCAGCUAGUGCAACUUGUGUGUGUGGAUUCUCUUGAAUCAGUUCAAAAUUGCACCAGUUUAAUUUAAACAAUUUUUAAAAUUAUAUAUUUAAACCACCAUGAACCCAUCUGGACUCACUGGUUUACGAGAGCAUCAUUUUGUUUUAAUAAUCAAGAUCAACUUAAACUAAAUCCAAAAAAGCCACCGUUAAACCAAAGUAAGUGCGUCCACAACAGGUUUGCACCCUUUUAACUAAAUCAGCUUAAAUUCACACCUCAGGUUCCAACUGUGCAACUUUCCUGUCUAGACAAGGCUCAAGUCAAUUAAAAAACCAACCUGUAAGACCUUGUCUACACCUGUGGUGGUGGCGGCAUAUAGGGACAUGUAGCUCCACAGCACAGUGAAAAGUGGGGAGGCAGUGGGACCUGCAAGGCACUGCUCAGAUGUGUAGAGGGCUGGGUAGGGUAUAUACCCUAACAAGACACCAUUUAAUACAAGGUAACUCUUCUGUGGAGAGAAAUGCUGAGCUGAAAUUUUAACAUCAGGAAAUGAAGCAUGAAAAAGGAAGGACUUUAUUCUUUUGUGGCUUUUUUAUUGUGAUUUUUUUUUUUAAACAUGCGCAGAAAUACCAGUAGGAAACAAUCACAAAACAUUGCUCAUCAAGAAAACCUCACC